AUGUCUUGGGCUGAUCUCGUCAACAACAAUCUGGUCGGUUCCGGUAACGUCAGUAAAGCCGCUAUUUGUGGAUUCGAUGGUUCGAUUUGGGGUAAAAGCGAUAAUUUCAAGAUUACGCCAGAGGAAGCGGCGGCAGCUGGACGAGGUUUUGCAAACAAGGACGGCUUAUUGGGCACCGGUUUGAAAUUCGAAGGCGAAAAGUAUUUUGUGUUAAAUGCAGACGAUGAUAGAGUGAUUGGAAAAAAAGGCUCACAAGGCUUUUUCAUAUACAAAACGGGACAAACUGUAAUAAUUUCGAUUUAUGAAGGAGGUGUACAGCCGGAAGCAUGCAGUAAGACAACGGGUGCACUAGCGGAUUAUUUUAAGAGCAUCAAUUAUUGA
Angiostrongylus costaricensis is the source of this 381-nucleotide messenger RNA. The record is from the annotation of a GenBank genome assembly. NCBI's taxonomy places the organism in Eukaryota, Metazoa, Nematoda, Chromadorea, Rhabditida, Metastrongylidae.